AUGCCGUUCGGACUCAAGAAUGCCCCGUUGAUUUAUCAACAACCCCUGGACAACUGUCUCUGGGGUUUCGUCCGGUUACCCCAGGACGAGGAACGACUCGUCGAUCCGGAGGUGUUAGAAUUCUUGGGAAUCUCUCCCGAGGACUCGAUCGCCCAGGUAUCCCAGGGCAUGGAGCCCCGGGGGGCGAACUGGGUCGCCCCGGAACAGAUGGGGCCUGUGCUGUCCCGGAGUUCGUACAUCGAUGACAUCAUCUACGGAGCUCCGUCCUGGGAUGACCUGUGCAAGACGCUGAAUGCCCUCCUGUACCGACUGCGGUACUGGACAUCUCCCCUCCCAAAGAGCGAAUUUGGAGUCAAGAAGUGCAAGUACCUCGGGCACGACAUCGCCUCGGACGGAAUCCGGACAUUCCCGAAACUGGCGGAAAAGGUCCUCAACUUGCCUUUCCCGAAGACCCAGAAGGGAGUACAGUCCUUCCUCGGGAGUCUCAACUACUAUGCUAAACCUACCCGUUCUCGCAGCCACUCUCUACGAAACAUCGGACGAGCAACCGGGCGAGAUUUGGAGAAACCUAGGCACGCGUUCAAGAUACUCAAGGACCGACUAGUGUCGACACCACUACUCCAGCACCCCGACCCCGGGAGGCAGUACGUAAUCAUAUUGCACGCCAACCCCUGGGCCAUCAGCGCGGUUCUAGGGCAGGACUACGACGGCAUCAUAUUACCCGUGCGGUUCGUGGGACAUGUUCUCCAAGAUGCCGAACUCAGGUACCACCCCGCCGAGAAAGAAGUACUAGCGCUGCUCCGAGUCCUGAACACAUGCCUUACUAUGAUUACGAGCUGUUCCGAGAAGAAGAUUCGUGUGUAUACCCGGUACUCGGUGCUGGUGUGGUUAUUUAAGUCCAAGACGGUGCCUCAAGUGGGCGGUCAAAUCAACCUGUCCCCCUGGGACCUGGAUAUCCGGCGAGUCGAGAACGAUGAAGAUGGCCUGGCAGCGAUCCUGGGAGCGGGGAUCCCCCCCCCCCCCGGGAACUCCUCGACGAAGUCGCCGAGACCCUAG
Messenger RNA from Phytophthora megakarya, 1056 nucleotides. The record is from the annotation of a GenBank genome assembly. NCBI's taxonomy places the organism in Eukaryota, Oomycota, Peronosporomycetes, Peronosporales, Peronosporaceae.